UCGCACACGGCACGGCAGCUGCUGCAGCAGUCUGAAGUCCCAAGUCUCCAACGGAAAGCACGGGACCGGUUGGGCGCGCCGAGCCGAGCCGAGCCGAGCGCUGGAGUCGACUCCCCCCCCCCCCCCCCCCCCCCCCGGGCCACGGCCUCGCUUCCGUCUCCCACAAUCCAAGGAGACCGAGCAGGCGGCGGCGGAAGCAACCCGUUGGGGGGCGGCGGCGUGGAGUCCUGCUUUGCUCGCUCGGCUCGCCGCCGUCAUCCGCCGGCCGGCGAAGCGCGGAGGAGGGGAGGUCGGUGGGGGGUUGGAGAGUGCGGCGAGCAGGCGGGGAGAUGUCGGACGCGCUGAUUAAUGGCCUCGCGGGCGCCGGCGGCGGGAUCAUCGCCCAGCUCCUCACCUACCCGCUCCAGACCGUAAACGCGCGGCAGCAGACAGAGCGCGACCCUACCAAGCCGGCGUUUAAGGACGGCGCCGCGCGCCAGUUAUACUUGGUUGUGAAGAGUGAGGGGUGGGAGCGCCUGUACGGCGGGCUCAUGCCCUCGCUCGUCGGCACCGCCGCCUCCCAGGGUGUCUACUACUACUUCUACCAAAUAUUCCGGAACAGGGCCGAGGCCAAGGCCCUUGAGCGAUCCAGGAGAGGGCUUGGCGAUGGGUCUGUCGGGAUGCUCCAAUCUCUCACUGUCGCUGCCCUGUCUGGCUGCGUCAAUGUACUGCUCACAAACCCAAUUUGGGUGGUUGUUACCCGAAUGCAAACUCACAGAAAGGCCAACAAACAACAAAGCCCGCAGGGUUUGACAUGUGCUCUUGACAAGGCCAUGGAAGCUGCUAUUACUGAAACCACCCCUUACAAAACUAUCGAUGUUUUUCAGGAACUGUACAAAGAAGCUGGAGUGUUGGGCUUCUGGAAAGGGGUAAUCCCAGCUCUUAUUAUGGUUAGCAAUCCUGCGAUGCAGUUCAUGUUGUAUGAGACUCUUCUGAAGAAGCUGAAGAAGAGACGGGCCUCUAAUCUCAAGGGAGCUGAUGGUCUAACUGCUCUUGAAAUUUUUCUUCUUGGUGCUGUUGCAAAACUUGGUGCAACUGUUGUUACAUAUCCUCUUCUAGUUGUUAAGGCAAGACUUCAGGUGAAGCAAAGGAUUGACGAUGACAAGAGGCAUCGGUACAAAGGUACAUUUGAUGCGUUCACAAAGAUGGUACAGUAUGAGGGUCUGAAAGGCAUGUAUAAAGGAAUGGGCACAAAAAUUGUGCAAAGUGUUUUUGCUUCUGCUUUGCUUUUUAUGAUCAAGGAGGAGUUGGUGAAGGGUGCUCGAUUAUUGGUUACUGGUAACAUCAGUCUGGUUAAGAAAUUACCAUCAAAGCCAUCAAGAUAAAUAGGUCUUUGCAAGUGUUAGUAUACCCUGCCCAUAGAUCCGAUUAUUAUUCACAUAAAUCGUAGUCGACAAGGGAUGGAGCUCGCCUCUGUUAAGAGAGAUCCAAUUGUAGGUUCCACAACAGCCAGUAUGAUUCUUGUAGCGAACAAAAACUCUAUAUAUUGGAUAGAUCAUUUGUACCAUUUAUGUAAAAUGUAUUCUGGAAGAUUUAACAGAAGGAAAUAAAUAAGCACGGUAAUUAAAACUUCAA
Panicum virgatum (switchgrass) is the source of this 1614-nucleotide messenger RNA. Its product is annotated as peroxisomal nicotinamide adenine dinucleotide carrier-like. The record is from RefSeq and is a predicted model, not a curated record. The transcript is spliced from 11 exons. Gene Ontology annotation, biological process: transmembrane transport; nucleotide transport. The coding region runs from base 330 to 1364 and encodes 344 amino acids. Lineage: Eukaryota; Viridiplantae; Streptophyta; Magnoliopsida; Poales; Poaceae.